Clonostachys rhizophaga is the source of this 1791-nucleotide messenger RNA. The record is from the annotation of a GenBank genome assembly. Lineage: Eukaryota; Fungi; Ascomycota; Sordariomycetes; Hypocreales; Bionectriaceae.
AUGACGACCAUAGCCGACGAUCUUCUCAACGACUUUGCGAGCUCAGGCGAUGAGGCUGACGAGGUGGAGAACAACAAUGGCCUGAAAGACUUUGAGGACUCUGAGAGCGAGGAUGGCGAUGCGAUGGAGGUGGAUGGUCGCGAUGGGAAGCCUAAAGAUGGGCUGGACGGCCGAGACGCAGGCGCCGAAGAUGCGGGCGACACGGAGGCCAAGAAGGCCAAGGUAGAGAAGAUGCAGCUGGGCGCCGUCAAGGAUGUGCGCAGCGUCGCCUCGCUGAUGCAGACUCUGGAGCCCAUUCUCGAGAAAAUUGCCUAUUUCAAAUCGCAGUCGGAAACGCAGACGUCCAUCAUCGGAAACAUCGAGGACCACCCUGAAUAUCACCUUUUGACGCAGUCCAACAGCCUAUCAACCCAGAUCGAUGGAGAGGUAGCCGUGGUUCACAAAUUCAUUCGCGAUCAUUAUUCGACCCGAUUCCCGGAACUCGAACGACUUGUCACCACGCCCCUCGAGUACGCCAAAGUUGUGUCUAUCCUGGGAAAUGGACCCUUGGAUGCGGACAAUAUCAAAACACUUCAGACCGCGACCACCAACCCCUUGGGGGUUGGGCUGAAAACUGUCCUUGAUGGACCGUCUUUGAUGAUUGUCACUGUGGAGGCUACGACGUCCAAGGGUCGCGAGAUGGCCGCCGACGAAAUUGAGCGCGUGUACCGGGCAUGCGACAUGGUCAUCUCACUACACAAGGCAAAGAACACACUGACGGAAUACGUCCAGUCGCGCAUGAGCAUCUUCGCGCCCAACUUGACGACACUUAUCGGUUCUCUUACGGCAGCGCAGCUCCUCAACGUCGCCGGUGGACUGACGGGUCUUUCCAAAACCCCAGCCUGCAACAUUGCCUCGAUGGGCUCUAAGAAGAGGCAGGCCGGUUUGGCUACGAACAUUGGCAUCCGCCAGCAAGGCUACCUCUACCACUCGGAAAUCAUCCGAGGCAUCCCCAACGAUCUCAAGAAGCAGGCCAUGAGAAUCGUAUCCGCAAAGCUUGUCCUCGCAGCCCGCGUCGACCGUGUUCAUUCGAGCCCCGAUGGCUCCACGGGCGAGGAAUUAAAGCAGGCGUGCCUGGACAGGCUGGAGAAACUCACAGAACCCCCGCCGAACAAGGGACAGAGGGCUCUCCCCAUACCCGACGACAAGCCGGCACGGAAACGAGGUGGACGGAGAGCCCGCAAGGCCAAGGAAGCGCUGGCGAUGACGGAUCUGCGCAAGGCCCAGAACCGCGUGGCCUUUGGAAAGGAGGAGAUCGAGGUGGGCUACGGCACGGGCAGCGGUACAGUCGGCAUGGGCAUGAUUGGGCAGGCCAACGAAGGCAAGAUCCGGGGGAUGCAGGUCGACAACAGAACGAGGGCGAAGCUCAGCGCGAAGAACAAGGGAUGGGGAGGAGCCAGCACUGUGGGCGGAGGCGCCUCGUCCAUCGGCGGGUUCGGCCAGGCCUCUGGCAUCGAUCUUCGAGGCAAGGGUCUACGAAACUCGGGCGUCGGGAGCAGCAUCGGAUCUGGGGCCGGCACGGCCUCCUCGCUGGCGUUCACCCCCGUCCAGGGCCUCGAGCUGGUCGACCCCAAGGUGCAGGCGGAGCUCAGCAAGAAGCGCAAAGCGGAGGAGGACAGGUGGUUCAAGGGCGGCACCUUCACCCAAGUGGGCGGCUCAUCAUCUGACGGGUUCAAGGUGCCCGACCUGCCUGCAGCAAAGCGGGUUGAUACAGGCUCGACUAAGAUGGGACCCCCUCCCUCACGGAAGUAA